Messenger RNA from Papilio polytes (common Mormon), 819 nucleotides. Its product is annotated as UPF0545 protein C22orf39 homolog. The record is from RefSeq and is a predicted model, not a curated record. The transcript is spliced from 3 exons. Bases 272 to 751 code for a protein of 159 amino acids. Lineage: Eukaryota; Metazoa; Arthropoda; Insecta; Lepidoptera; Papilionidae.
GCUGAUUGUCGACAGUUUGACGUUUGUGACAUUUCGCCUCUGGCAUGGUUUUAGGUUAUAAUUUGAUACAAAAACAUUAAAUAUCCUAUUCUUAUACGAAACGCGAAAUAUUUGAAGUAUUUAUAUAAUACAUGUGAUAUAAAUCAUAUGUGAAAAAAUGUAUGUUGCGGAACCAAAUCCAUGAAAAGUUUAUCAAAAAUAAAUUUCAUGAGUUACGCAAGUUUUUGCCUAAAGGAAACUUGACGAAAGAUUAAAUUCUACUGAAUUUAAAAUGUCGCAAACGGUUGCAGACAAAACAGAUCGAGAUAAUACACCUUCCGAAUCCACAGAACCGUCAAUAAACCCAGAUGAAAAGUGGCUGAUCAGAGAUUGUGAAGUAUACAAAGAUGAGUACAAAGAAUGUACAAGUUUCCGGGGAAGAUUUCACCAGUAUUUUAUCUUUGGCGAGGCACUUGACUGCAAUCAAUGGAAAAAAGACUAUGACAAUUGCUGCAAAUGGGAGAAAAGUGAAGAUGUUAAAGCUGGUGUAGCUGUAAUAGAAAGUGAAAAACAACGUCGUUUAGAAAGGUUAAGAGCUCACUAUAGAAAUGAUACAUGGAAGAAACGUGAUGCGCCACCAACCGACUGGGACAAACCACUGCCAGAGUGGAUGGCUAAAAGAGAUGAAAAUACUUUUCUCGCACAGAAAGCCAAAGAAAUGAAAGAAGGAAAAAUGGAAGAAACCAGUGAUAGUUUCUGUACAAUAAUGUGACACUAACAAUUUUUUUAGUUCGUGUAAAAUAUUAGACAAUACCUAUUCUACAAUAGUACAAUUAUUAU